Messenger RNA from Teleopsis dalmanni, 6193 nucleotides. RefSeq names its product protein telomere ends associated-like. Gene Ontology annotation, cellular component: PeBoW complex; preribosome, large subunit precursor. Gene Ontology annotation, biological process: maturation of LSU-rRNA from tricistronic rRNA transcript (SSU-rRNA, 5.8S rRNA, LSU-rRNA); ribosome biogenesis. NCBI's taxonomy places the organism in Eukaryota, Metazoa, Arthropoda, Insecta, Diptera, Diopsidae. The coding region runs from base 320 to 6031 and encodes 1903 amino acids. Gene Ontology annotation, molecular function: ribonucleoprotein complex binding. The record is from RefSeq and is a predicted model, not a curated record. The transcript is spliced from 21 exons.
AACACAAUAAGAGGAACGUCAAAAUUAAUCUCCAAUGUAUAAUGUAGACGGUGAAGAUUAAAAAUGCAGAUUAAUUCAAUCUCGUUUUCUUAAUCUCACAAUAUAAACGUAGUGGAAGUUAAGCAGACUCCCCCCGUUAUAAUAUAUGAACUCAGAAAAAUAUGUAGUAAAUAUCUUUCUACUACAUUUUUUCUCCACAUCUCUACCGAAACUUGGCAGCACUAAGGCAAUCACAAUCAUUUGUUGUUUAAAUACACGUGCAUUGCGAUUUUAGCGGAAAGUUGAAUUAUUUAUAAAUAACUAUAUAAUUAAAGUUAUUAUGGCAAAAAAGGCUGCGAAAAGAAAAGGAAAUGCUGAUAAUACAAAUUUAAAAGAGUCAAAUAAAACAGAGCAAAUACAGUCAGAAGAUGAAAACGCAAGCGAAGAUGAUUUAUUGCAAAAAUUUGAAAAUAUGGAUGCAGAUAGUUCAGAUGAUGAGGGUAUCGAACAAAACUAUAAUUCCGAUGAUAGUGACGAGUUAGAAUUUGAAAGUGAUGAUGAAGGUAAUUAUAUGUCAAAAAACAAAACAGAGGAGCAAGAAGAAUCCUCUAGUGAGGAUGAUAUCGAUGAGGCAGAUAUUGAAGACGUUUCCAGUGAUGACAAUAAUACAGAAGAAGAUGAAGACAACAGUUCAGCAAUAAAUGAAGAAGACUCUAAUGAAAGUGAUAAUAAUUUAAAUGAACUAAAAUCAGCUGCUGAUGCGGAUAGUGAUAAUGAUGAACCUGUUGCUGCACCUAAGAAAGAAAAAAGCAAUUUAAAACAGAAAGAAAAACAGCAGCAACAAAAACAGCAAAAGAAGAAGAAAAUUAAAGCUGUUAAAAAUGCUAAUCAUCCAUCAACGAGUAAUAGCACAGAAAUUGAAAGCAGUGAGACCAUUGUGAGCAGUGAGACAACCAUUGGCACUACAACAACUUCGCAAUUGCCUCCAAUAGUUCAACGAAUAUUACCAGAAUAUGAGAAUUCAGAUACCUCUGAUGAAGAAGAUAUACGCAACACUGUAGGUAAUAUACCAAUGCAUUGGUAUGAUGAGUACAAACACAUCGGUUAUGACUGGGAUGGCAGGAAAAUAGUGAAACCGCCAAAAGGUGAUCAAAUUGAUGACUUCUUACGUAAAAUUGAAGAUCCAAACUUUUGGCGCACUGUCAAAGAUCCACAAACUGGACAAGAGGUGUUGCUUACAGAUGCUGAUAUUGACCUGAUAAAGCGUAUCAAUUCAGCACGUGUACCAAAUCCAGAACACAAUGAAUAUGAACCUUGGAUCGAGUGGUUUACGUCUGAAGUGGAACGUAUGCCUAUUAAAAAUGUGCCCGAUCACAAACGUUCGUUUUUGCCAUCUGUAUCAGAGAAGAAAAAAGUUUCACGCAUGGUGCAUGCUCUAAAAAUGGGUUGGAUGAAAACUACUGAGGAAGUAGAACGUGAAAAACAAGCGAAACGUGGUCCUAAAUUCUAUAUGUUAUGGGAAACUGAUACUGGUCGUGAGCAUAUGCGUCGCAUACAUGACCCAGUUUCUGCACCGAAACGUGAUUUACCUGGACAUGCUGAAUCUUACAAUCCACCUCCAGAAUAUCUUUUCGAUGAAAAGGAACAAAAAGAAUGGUUAAAAUUGAGAGAUGAACCACAUAAACAUAAUGAACAUCAAAGCGUAAAACAAAGUUUAAAGAAACAAGAUAGUUCUCCAAAUAAAAAUAUAAAUAGCGUUAGCGAUAAAAAGAUAUUAGAAGAAAAGAUCCUGGGACUGAAGAGCAUUAUAUCAAAUUUUGAUGCUAAUAACAAAGAAACAAAUGAAAAAGUGUGCAACCUUCCAGUCAGUUUUGAAACGUUUAAAAGGUUCACAUUUCACAAUGAUGUUAUUGAUAACAUUUGCCAAAGCAUAAAGGAGUUGGAGUAUGAGUUGCCAAUUUCAAAUAUAUCAAAAGAAGAAUUAUUUGAUAAUAAUAAAUUACUUCGGAGUUACUACAAAACAUUUUACAUGCAAACGGUUAUUCGGACAAUAUUUCCAUUGAAAAUAAAACCAUGUCCGGGACGUUUAAAGGACAAACUUUUGAAAUAUCCAGAAAUUACGUCAGAUCAUGAAGAGCCUACAGUAAGUAAUAGAGAUGCUAUAAAUGCUAAUACGAAGGAACAUUUAAAUAAGAAAACAAAAUUAGGAAGCAUGAAAGAAGAUAAAAAUAUGGAAAAAUGUUCAUUAGCAUUAGAAAUUAAGGCACCGGAAGAUAAUGCUGUCGAGAAAUCUCUAUUACAUCACCAAAAACAGAAUAUGCCAAAGACUUUAUCACCAACACCAUGUCGAGCACAAAUGAAGGCAAAACCCUUGACAUUUCCGAACAAAAUUUUUAAUGUUGAUUCCGACUCCACGACAAGUAAUGAUAAUGACGAAAUUUUUGAAGGCAGUGCAAAUGUAACGGUGGUGGAACGAAUUGAUCAGGAUAAUGCUGUCGAGAAAUCUAUGAUACAUCAACAAAAUCAGAAGACACCAAAGUCAAAAGUCUUGCCGUUUCCAAACAAAAAUGUUGGUUCCGAUAAUGAUUCAACGAACAGUGAUGAGAAUGAAGAAGAUAUUAUAAAUGUACCAGUGGUAAAACCUAUCGGCAACAAAACUAAAUUAAAUCAAUCCAAUGAGAAUGCUAAUCAACACGUAACAAAUCUUCAAAAAGAAACAAAAACUCCGGAAUCAAGUCCACUCAUAAAUGUUUCCUUGCAGACACGAGAUACCCUUGACGAGAGUAAACAAAAAAGGCUUCAACAAACAAUCACACAUGAUGAUUCGAAAUACGUACUGAAAUUUCAAGACUUCGUUAAGAGUACCAAUAUUUUAGACCUUUUAAGAAAUUCGAGCGAUUCUACUGAUGAUUACUUAGUGAAUUUAGCAUACGAAUAUUACAUCAAAUUUGUUACUAAUCCUGUUAAUCCAAAUGUGGAACUAUUUAAAGAUUUGAUGAUACAUGCAAACGAAAAAUCAGUAAAAUCAUUUUAUACUAUAUAUACUCAAAAUAAAAAAGACUCAUCUAAAGAAGUAAAGGCUAUAGAAGAUAUGCAAGGGCCGAAAGCGAGUAAGUCCAUUAAUAAGAAUGAUAUGUUUCCUGUCUCAAUAGCUGAAUUCAAAAAGUACACAUAUUAUAAAGAAGUGCUACUUCAAAUUUUGAAAGAAAAAGCCAAAGGCGAUGAAGAACUUUUUGUAAAAUUACGGAGAAAUAAAUUGGUUUGGAAGAAAGCGCUGCGAUUGUAUUACACGAAUUUCUUUUUUAAACCAUCGAUACGUAAAAAAUACACUUUACGUUUGAAAGAAAUGCCGCAAAGUUUGAAGGCAAAAUUUUUAGAAAUACCUGCAAAAUCAACAACAGUGAAGGAAAAAAAAAAAUGUGAUAAAAACCAUUUAAAAAGUGAUAGAGAAUCAAAUUACACCUAUUUCGAUAGCUAUAAGCCAUUAUCUGAUGAAUUUUUAUUAAUGUACAUAUCAAAAAAAGUGUCUGAUGUUAAUAAGCAUCCAGAAAUUUUAAAACGUAUAAAGGAAAAUAAACAACCACAUAAAAGACAGUCGGGAAUAGAAAUAAUAUCAAUAGAAACGAUUGUGCCACCAAAUAUUGAAAAUGAAAUAACAUUGGAUGAACAAUCGCCAGUCAUACCUGAAGAAAACAUGGAAAUAUUCAAUAAGUUGUUCGAUCCAAUUCCUUUGAAAUGUACUUUAUCCUAUGUACUUCGUUUUUCUUUUGGUCCAAAACAAUCUGUUCUGCGCACAUUGAUGCAUAUAUCGUUCGAAGAUUUCUGCAAGUUCACAAAUAUUUAUCAAUUGUCUAAUAUUUAUAAUGAUAAACUAAAACUAUUCAAAAUUUAUGAAUCCACGAUUAAAAAAGACAUAUGGCCGUUUAAUUUAUAUAUGCGCAUAAGUGAUAUUUUCCUUUAUUUACUGUUAAAUGAUGUAAAGCUUGAUUUAAGUGAUUUACAACAUAUAUCACCAAAGUUUUUACAUUGGAAUGAUCUUGCAGUGAAUACUGAUUUUAAUGAAAUUGUAAAAGAAGAUUAUUUUAAUAUGAAUGGAGAGCGCAUUGAUGGUGAUGAACAGCUACAAAUUUCUCGUGAAAGUUUUUAUACUCGUUGCUGGAAUGAGGACGAUUGGAUAUGGCGAAUACCCAAAAUAACUAAUAAUUCGAUCCAAGAGAAAAUUAAUGUUACUAAAGCAUUAUCUGAUGAAGAUGCAGAACAGUUGACUGUUGAGAAAAAAAAUGUAAAGGACUCAUAUAUAUCACUGGAAAAGUAUCUAAAUGAAAAUUCGGAAUGUCAUAAUCACACAGAACUGGUUGAAACGUCUUCCAGUAUCACAAAUCGUUCCUUAAAAAUUGCAGUUCAAAGUACCAAUAACGAUGGAGCAUGUAGUGUUGAUGUUUUGCUUUCAUCACAGACUCAACCUCAGGAAGACCCAGUCUGUAUGUCAUACAAAGCAAAUACAUCAAAUCCUAAUAACACAGAAGAACCAUCCGAAUCAAAUAAUUCUAUAAUUAUAAGUGAUGAAAAUGAUCAGGGGGACUGUCAUUUAUUUGAAGAAACUGCGAUUGAUUCAGUAGAAACCGGUGGUGAUCAAUUGUUAUCAGAACGCAUACCUUCUGAAAAUAUUAAUAAUACAGAAAUCAUAAAAGAUAUUAAAGAAGAACCAGAUCUUAGUUUAGACUUAAAUGAUGACAGUGUUCAGAUAAUCGAGGACGCUUCGAUUAGUUUAAUAGUAAUUGAUUCUGAUGAAUCGUCAUCUGAGUUACAGCCUUCUGAGCCUUCUGAUUGUAUUACACCGCAACAGACUGGUAUAUCAUCCCAAAUAAUUAAAAAUGAAAUAGAAGCAAUUUGCGAAGUGCCUAAAACUGAUAGUGACUUAAAUGAAACUUUAAUUAUGACAGGAGAGAAUAAUAAUCUUAAAAUGGUAAUUAUACCUCACGAAGCUAUUUCAAAUUUAUUGGCAAAUUCUGAAAGUGAUAUUUUUGACUUACCGAAAUCUUCAACUGACAAUGCAAACCAAAUAACUGAAACUGAAAUAAUACGAAAGCGGAAACAAAAUACUUAUUUCAGUAGUAGAAACAAAAAGUUAAAAACGAAUAAAAUUACUGAUAUUGUUCCGCAGCUUACUCAUGAAUUUCGCGCUCUGCCAAUGCAAAUUAUUACAAAAAGUACAGAAAGCGAAAACAUUGAACCAUCAGUAAGUGGGACCUCAAAUCCAUCACAAAGCAAAUCAGUGUCCGAAGCAUUAUGUGUAGAUGCUACAGUUUUUAACGACACACAAUUACUAAGAGCAGUUGAUCAACAACACUACAAUCUUGUUCCAACCCAGAUGUCGGAUAAAAUGAAUAAAAACGUGGCUAUAAAUAGCAAUGCAGAUAUUGCAUCACAUAUGAGUAGUAAAAACGCGACAGCGCUACCUAGUGUUUCAAGUUCUAACACUAACCAAAGCAAUAAAAAUAAGAGUAAGGUAAAUGAGCCUGAAUUACAACACACCUUAUAUUACUUUGAAUUGUGUCAAUUUCAUUUCAUCCUGAACUCAACUGCAAGACAUAUUGCCAAAUAUAAAUUACGUAGCUAUGAUGUAGGUCAAAACAUUGUAGAAGCUAUAAUAUGUCGGGAGUUUAGAACAAAAUUAUACGGCGACGUUUUAAAUGGUAUUUUCUCACAUACUGAACCAAAUAUUUUACAAGAUGUACGUAAAGUAUUGCAUGAUCUUAAAGAGUACCAUUUUCUUAUCAACGAUUACGAGUCAAUUAAUAAUAAGGACCUCCGCGCUAGAAUACUAUUUUACUUUAUGUACUCAAAGCUCUCUUUCUGUUACUGUCGGUUAGUUUAUGAGACACAAUCACACGAAAAUGCACUGUGUAUUUCAAUGCAAGCAUAUGAAAGCGCUAGGACUCAAUCAGCAGAUUCUAGAAACUAUUGUCUUUUAGAAGCCAUCAAACUCUCUAUACAAGAAAAAUUAAAAAAGCUAAAACAAGAAUCCUUUCAAAUAGAAUCUCGAAACUAGUUCAAAAGAAUGAAAGUACUUUAUUGUGCAAACAAAUAAAAAAUUUGUGAAAGAUUUUUGAGGAACCAUUGGUGUUGUCCCAAAACGGAAACAUGUAGUACAAUAAAGGUCGUUUAUAUUACCUGCUCUACACUAUCAGUGUUCAACCAAUCUAGCUAUUAA